This is a messenger RNA of Dama dama (fallow deer), 394 nucleotides long. It is a transcript of the gene S100A7, whose product is annotated as S100 calcium binding protein A7. The transcript is spliced from 2 exons. NCBI's taxonomy places the organism in Eukaryota, Metazoa, Chordata, Mammalia, Artiodactyla, Cervidae. Gene Ontology annotation, molecular function: calcium ion binding; transition metal ion binding. Bases 89 to 394 code for a protein of 101 amino acids. The record is from RefSeq and is a predicted model, not a curated record. Gene Ontology annotation, cellular component: cytoplasm.
GUCCAGGUAUCCUAACUGGGGACCCACCCCUGGGGGGAGGAUACAAAAGGUCAUUGAUUCCUCUUCCGGCAGCUUAUUUGAAGCCAAGAUGAGCGGCUCUCAGCUUGAGCAGGCCAUUACAGCCUUGAUCAAGCUGUUUCACACAUACUCGGGAAGCAAUGACACCAUCAAGAAGGAGCCCCUGCUGCAGCUGCUGAAGGAGAAUUUCCCCAACUUCCUCAGUGCCUGUGAGAAAAGAGGCAGAGAUUACUUGUCCAAUAUCUUUGAUAAAAAAGAUAAGAAUAAGGACCAUCAGAUUGACUUUUCUGAGUUCCUGUCCUUGCUGGCGGACAUAGCCACCGACUACCACAACCACAGCCACGGAGAAGAGCUCUGCUCUGGGGGAAAUCAGUGA